Messenger RNA from Rhodofomes roseus, 2355 nucleotides. RefSeq lists its product as uncharacterized. The record is from RefSeq and is a predicted model, not a curated record. NCBI's taxonomy places the organism in Eukaryota, Fungi, Basidiomycota, Agaricomycetes, Polyporales, Fomitopsidaceae. The transcript is spliced from 17 exons. Bases 100 to 2199 code for a protein of 699 amino acids. Gene Ontology annotation, biological process: carbohydrate metabolic process.
GCCUCAUCAACGAACGAGCGGUACGUUUAGGGAAGGCCCAGCGCACACGUUUCACUGCCAGCGACGCUCAAGUGGGCGGCUGGCACUUCACUCUCCACCAUGAAGCUGCUUGUCUUUGCUUUACUCCUUGUGCCCUUCAUUGCGCGAGUCCAUGGAGUGCAAACAUUCUGGCCCGCAGCGAUCCCGUACGCCGUUCGCACACCUUACUUGAACACAUGGAUAGGCACAGCCGGCUCUGACAGCUCAAAAGACUGGCCAGUAUUCUGGGAUGGAGCGGUUACUGGAUGGAUCCUUUACAUCCAAGUCGAUGGGAAGACGUACACCUUGUUCGGCAACAACAAUCUUCCAAGCAACUACUCUGUAACUGCCGGUAUCGUCGUCGAGACGGAGUUGACUCCGACCCAAACCAUACAAGUAAUCGAAGCGGGCCCUAUGAACGUGACACUGACAUUCCUGAGUCCUGUCAAUCCAUCCGACCUUGUACGCCAAUCCCUGCCGUUUUCCUACUUGGCCGUGAAUUUCACAUCCACCGAUGGCCAACCGCAUGACAUACAACUUUACUCUGACAUAAGUGGAGAAUGGUUGUCUGGCAACAGAGGCCAGGAGAUGACAUGGAGCCCUCCGACAAAUACUGGUGACAUCGUCUAUCACCAGCUGAGGCUCCAGACAUCUUCAGCCUUCCAAGAGAAUACUCAUCAGGCCGAGGAUGGUGUUGCGUACUUCGCGAUGGGGCUGGAGCCAACCCGGAACAUCACUUUACAGACAUGCGAAGACACAGUCUGUCGAGAAGAGUUCAUACUUGCUGCCGGCGUCAACUCCAAUGACAACAAUAGUACCAAUCGGGCCAUCAACUCUCUUUGGCCUGUCUUCCCUAUCUCAGUCAACUUGGGUUCUGUAUCCUCUGUGGAUCAGCCCAUCGUUUGGAUCAUUGGCUACGUUCGCGAUCCAAAUAUCAACUAUACACUGUCGGGCAACAGCGCAUCUCUCCGUCCGUACUACACUGCUAACUUCAGCACCACCGAGAGCGCCUUGGAGUUCUUCGUCUCCGACUUCAAUAACUCGUUGGCCGCAGCUACGGCCCUCGACGCCGAUCUCCACAACGCAGCCUCUACAGUUUCGCCGGAUGGCAAGUUAUACGACAUGCUCUCGCUCGCAACACGACAAGUGUUCAGUUCUUUAGAGAUCACGGCACCCUAUAGCUCUGGUCAGGCGGACGAUGCGACUAGAAUCUUCAUGAAAGAUCUAGCCCGCACUCAACGUGUCACCCCCGUGGAGACCCUAUAUGCUGCACUGCCGAUGUUGUUAUACUUCAAUAAUGCGUCACUGGUCAAGCCCCUCUUGCUACCUCUCCUUGAACAGCAAAAUGUAUCGUUAUCUCAGUAUCUGUGUGCAGCGAAGGAUCUCGGCGAAUCGUUCCCAGAAGUGAAUGGCCCAGUUCUGUUAUCGCAAGAGGGAAUAGAACAAACAGGGAAUAUGUUGAUCGCUGCGCUCGCUCACGCUCGUUACUCACAAGAUACAUCAUUACUCCAUGACUACUAUGCCUUGUUCAAGAGCUGGGCCCAAUAUCUGACAACCGAUAACAAUGCAUUGUAUCCUCAUGACCAAACAUCCAUCGAUGAUGGCUCAACCUCUCCGAACUCAACUAAUCUCGCUGUCAAAGGAAUCUUCGCCAUUCAGGCCAUGGCAGAGAUCAGUCAGCUAGUCGGCCAGACCAACGAUUAUCAACAAUUUAGUAGUACUGCGUCCAGUUUCAUGCAAACGUGGCAGUCGCUUGCCCUGUCCUCAGGCAACGAAACCGUGCUGAUCACAUAUGGUGGUCAACCCGCCAGUUGGGUACUGCCGUACAAUCUCUACGUGCAAACCCUCUUGGGAUUCAAUCUUCUGAAUCAAACGUUAUUCGACCAGCUCACAGUAACGUACGGACAGUGGAUCGACUCCUCGUUUGAAGGGUACAAAUACGGACUACCCAUUGAGAGCGCCAGUACAUCGCCUGGCAAUGUAGCUUGGAAUGCGUUCAUCGCAGCUACCGUGACAAACAACACCGUCCGCGAUCAACUGCUAGACUCACUCUGGAACUAUGCAUCGAGUAAUGCGACAUCAACUCCGUUCCUCGUGUGGUACGACGUCGAGACCGGCUCCUGCAUCAACGGAUCGAUGAGCGCACUAGGAGGGCUCUUCGCCCCGUUCCUGCGCAGGUGAGGCCACACUGUACAGCUUUCCCCAGCAUACUGAAUGCAAGAAACAGUGGUACCGUCGCCGUAUCGACCUCUGCGCCCAGUAAGCCCGCGUCAACGAGCGCCUCGAGCGGUGGCAGUGGCUCGCACGUUGAUGUUGGCGCCAUCGCAGGCGGCGUCG